Stomoxys calcitrans (stable fly) is the source of this 1397-nucleotide messenger RNA. RefSeq names its product saccharopine dehydrogenase-like oxidoreductase. The record is from RefSeq and is a predicted model, not a curated record. Gene Ontology annotation, cellular component: mitochondrion; plasma membrane; lipid droplet. Gene Ontology annotation, biological process: glycolipid biosynthetic process. The coding region runs from base 69 to 1349 and encodes 426 amino acids. The transcript has a single exon. NCBI's taxonomy places the organism in Eukaryota, Metazoa, Arthropoda, Insecta, Diptera, Muscidae.
UGUCAUUUUCAUUUGCAUUCCUCGCUUCCACUGGAAAGGUUGUCGUCAGUGCCAUACAAGAGAUCAUUAUGGCGAACCGAUUGGAUGUUAUCAUAUUUGGAGCGUCUGGAUUUACCGGCAAGUAUGCAGUUUAUGAAGCUGUCUCCGUUUUGGGCGAUCUAAAAUGGGGCAUUGCUGGACGUAACCGUGAAAAAUUGGAGGCUGUUCUCGAAGAGAUGGGUUCCAAGGCAAAUAGAAAUUUACGAGACACUCCCAUUACUAUUGCCAGUGUGGAGAAUGAGCAAUCCUUGCUGGAGAUGGCUAAACGUUGCCGUGUUUUGGUGAAUUGCUGUGGUCCCUAUCGAUUUUAUGGAGAGCCUGUAAUACGAGCGUGCCUUGAGGCUGGUACACAUCAUGUGGAUGUCAGCGGAGAAACACAAUUCAUGGAAUCUAUGCAGCUCAAGUAUCAUGCCCAAGCCCAGGAGCGUAAUGUUUAUAUGAUAUCCGCCUGUGGUUUUGAUUCUAUACCCGCUGAAAUGGGUAUUGUGUAUGCAGAAAAGAAUUUCGAUGGUGUGGUCAAUUCUGUGGAGGCCUAUGUGAAAACCUAUGCGAGAGGAGGACGAGCAGCAGGAGGUGGCAUUCAUUAUGGCACCUGGGCUAGCGCAAUACAUGCAAUUGCCAAUUGGAAAGAAAUUCGUGACAUUCGGCGGGAAUUGUUUAAAACAAAUGUACCACGUAGCUAUCCAAUUAUUAAAAGACGUCGUCCACUUUCCUAUUCUGAUGUGGUGAAGGGUGUAUGCUUGCCAUUUCCGGGUCCCGAUGAAUCGGUGGUUAUGCGUUCGCAGCGCUACCUCUACGAGCAUAAGAAAAAACGACCUGUACAAAUGCAUGCCUACCUCACCUUUAAAUCGUACAUUGUUGCAGGUAUAUUAGCUCUGGGUGCACUCUUUCUAGGUUUGAUGAUGCAAUUUUCUUUUGGACGUCGUUGGCUUUUAAAAUACCCAAAACUCUUCACAUUUGGCGCUGUAUCACACGAAGGACCAUCUGAAGAAGCCAUGGAGAGGACCUACUUUAGUACGACCAUAAAAGCAAUGGGAUGGCCUAAAUCUAGUGUUUCAGGUGCAUCAAAUGAGCCCAGCGGACCACCAACCAAAUCGUUAACCAUUAAAGUGACUGGUCCAAAUCCUGGCUAUGGUGCAACAAAUGUAGCAUUGCUGUGUACCGCUAAAAUAAUCUUGAAAGAAAGUGAUAAAAUGCCUGGAACUGGCGGUGUAAUACCACCAGGCGCUGCCUUUGCUGAGACUAGUUUAAUUAGUGAAUUGGAAAAACACGAACAUGGUUUGAAAUUUGAGAUUUUAUCGAACAAAUAAAGCUGCCAAAGCAAUUUUGUAAUCAAACAUAGAAGUUUGUUUAUUGUA